CUCGACUCAAACGCAACAGGACCUGUGCGCCGGACCGAUGAGCCGCGUCGCGCGUGGGGGAUCCGAGCCUCUCAUUUGAUUCGUAGCUCGUCACGGGUCUGGUCGUCGCACGGCGGCGGGCCGCUGUUACCACGGUCCGCCGCUAGGAUUCUGGAUUAUGAUCCGGCAUCACUCGAGCGAAGGCACACCAAAGGGCAGACGCCGCCGCGGACGCUAUCGUUCGAGCGCCUUGACCAGUUUCCGGGCGCGGAUCCUUUUUUUCCGCUUUGCCUUCGUCGCCGCGUCCUCGUCGUCGCCCUCCGUCUCCGGCACGUCGGCGGCGGCGGCCUUCUUCGCGUCGUCGCGCAGGCGCUCCUUCGCGCCGCCCUGGAUCGUGGGCGCGUACGAGAGAAAUAUCGCGAAGUCGGCCUUGGCCACGGCGGCCGUCGAGCCCCAAUUCUUCAACCACCACUCCUGCAGGCCCUUCUGGAAGCGCCAGGGCGUCGUCUCCCGGAGCCUCCAGGCGUGGACGUAGGCCACGGCGUCGCUCGCCUUCUGGGCGCGCUGCUGCUCUUCCUUUUGUCGUUUCGCUUCGGCCGCGGCUUUCUUCUUGGCGGCGUUCGCCGCCGCGGCCUCCUCCUCGUUUUGCACGAGCGGCUGGUCGCGCUUCUUGCGCUUCGGUUCCAAUUGGUCGCCGCUCCGCAGGACGCGCUUCUUGAAGUCGCGGCGGCGGUCCUUGCGCGUGCUGGUGGCGUCGGCCAUUUGUGCGUCGUCGCGGCGGCGCGUCGACGCCUGUACGCUGCUGCAGUAGAGCGACGGGUGUCUCUGUUCGUCGGCGUCGCGUCACCCAAGAGCGCUGCAAGUGAGACUGGCUGGUGCUGCUGGUGUUGACGACGCGGGUGACGCCUGAGCUUUUGUGUGCUAUCAGCUGAUGGUCUCAAGCAGCCGAUGAGCUACGCCAAUGCUGUGUAAUCUCGUCGGUGUCGCGUGAGCCUGCCUCACAAAACUGCU
Molecule: messenger RNA, 990 nt
Organism: Pelagomonas calceolata
Lineage: Eukaryota; Pelagophyceae; Pelagomonadales; Pelagomonadaceae
Source: the annotation of a GenBank genome assembly